Messenger RNA from Cucumis melo (muskmelon), 1991 nucleotides. Its product is annotated as SNF1-related protein kinase regulatory subunit beta-2. NCBI's taxonomy places the organism in Eukaryota, Viridiplantae, Streptophyta, Magnoliopsida, Cucurbitales, Cucurbitaceae. Gene Ontology annotation, molecular function: protein binding. The record is from RefSeq and is a predicted model, not a curated record. The transcript has 4 exons. Bases 641 to 1573 code for a protein of 310 amino acids.
CAGUUUUUGUUUAAUAAGUCCCAACUUCAAUGAUGAUUUUGCUUUGAGUAGAGAGAGAUAAAAGGAGCAGGAAAACAAGAACAAUCUCACUUUCUUUUCUUUUAAUUUUUUUUUCUCUACCUUAAUUUCACUUUUGUACUCGUGUGGAACCCUGAAGACUGAAAGUUACAACCAUCUGACCACAAACAGAUUACACAUAUUCAGUAAUGGAGUUGGUGCAGAGGCCCCAUCCAUGGCCCUUCACUCUCCAUUCAAUCAAUUCCAAGCAACGCCCAUGGCUACUCAACCCUUUUUUCUAUUGAUGACGUAAGAAGGACAAUCCCCACUUACUUCUCCCAACGCACCUCCACUUGGGCCACCUCUGGAUCUUCCCAAGUCAUCGGAGAAUUUUAUUAUGCUCCAUUUCACUGCUUUUUUUUUAGCUUUGAUUCCUUUUCCCCUUUGUUGAAAAAAGGGGUUUGAUUCUUAUGGUUUUCUGUUGAGCAAUUUUUCUUUUCUCGGUUUUCUUUUUAUGCUGUGUUUGAUUUUUCCUUCCCCUUCCCCUUGCUCUCAUUUCAUUUUGAGAUUCUGCAAGUGGGUUUUGUUCUUACUCUUUUAUUUUGAAAAAGGGUUUUGGAUUAUACUUUAAUCAGAUAAAUAAAUGGGAAACGUGAAUGGGAGAGAGUAUGUAGAUGAGAGUCCAUCUGGGUCUGUAGAAGAAAAUGAUGAAAAUGAAGAAGAAGUAGAAGAAGAAGAAGAUGGUUUAAUUGUGCAUGAGGGCGUUCCCAUGGCUGAUGGGGCUCCUAUUCUAUGCCACUCGCUAGGUGUUUGUUCAAAGUUGAUGCGCGGUCAGUCUCCUCCUCAAAGCCCCACGGCCACUCGGUCGCCAUUGAUUUUCACUCCUCAAGUUCCACUCACUCCUCUACGAAAAGCGGAUGAAAUGCUCAUACAUGCCCACUCCCAAAUGCAAAGUUCCUUGGGUUUUGAAGAUACAUGCAAUGAACAAAGCAUUCCAACCAUGAUUACAUGGAGUUAUGGUGGCAAGGAAGUUGCUAUCGAGGGAUCAUGGGAUCAUUGGAGAACAAGGUUAUCUUCUUUAUUUGUACCAUCCCAAAAAAGAUCGGGGAAAGACUUCACUUUAAUGAAAGUGCUUCCUGCUGGGGUUUAUCAAUAUAGGUUUUUUGUAGAUGGACAAUGGAGGUAUGCUCCAGAGUUGCCUUGGGCCCAAGACGACAGUGGCAAUGCUUAUAAUGUUUUGGACUUGCAGGAUAACGUGCCUGAAGAUAUUGAAAGCAUCUCUAGCUUUGAACCUCCUCAGUCACCAGACUCAAGCUAUGACAAUCUACUACUUGGGUCUGAUGACUAUGCGAAAGAACCGCCAUUGGUUCCCCCACACCUACAGAGGACACUGCUUAAUUCACCGUCAACAUACAUGGAGAUUCCAACCUGUCUGUCAAGGCCACAACAUGUAGUGUUGAAUCAUCUAUACAUGCAGAGAGGGAAAGGUGGUCCAUCUGUUGUGGCACUUGGUACAACACAUCGGUUUCUGUCCAAGUAUGUAACUGUUGUGCUCUACAAAUCUUUCCAGAGGUAAAUCUUUUACCUAUCGAAUGAACUCUUCUAUUCUGGGUUUUCUGUAACCAUAAAUGUGGAAGUGCCAAUGCCAAGUUGGUUGAUAAAUUAGUUGAGGAAGAUGAAAUAUUUGGCAAACCAAGUUUGUGCUUCAGAUAGGGAAAUUCUUUCACAAACCUCCAGACCCACCAUGCCAUAUUGGUCUGAUUUGUUAUCCUCCACUUGACACUCAUUUUAGAAAGAUUUGGUUUAAUGAUUUAACAAGUCCGGGUUUGUUAAGCUUUGAGGUUGGGAAGCUUUGGAAUGCGUGUACUAUUGUGAUUUGAGUUUAUGUAGCUGAUUAGCAAAUCCAUGGCCUAGGUAAAACACAUCCUUGUAAUAAUCUAUAAAUCUAGACUUGAUUCCUUAAAUUACACCAGCCAAUCUAUUGGUUUAGCUUA